AUGUUCAAACGAGUGGCAAAGGAAUUGAAAAAGCAGCAAAUUGAAGACAAAGAAUUUGAUGCUAAUGAUGACGAGGAAAGAUUGGCUGGUGCCUUCUCUUCCGACGAGUCCAAUACUGACAGCGACAACUCUGACGAUGAAGAAACAAGAAGAUACAAGAAAAGAGCUAGAAAAGCCCUCAUUCAAACUAUGAAUCAGUUAGCUGAUGAAUCUGAGUCUUCUUCAGACAGUGAUGAUGAUGAUGAUGAUGAUGAUGAUAGUGAUAGCAACAGCAGCGAUGAUAAUGACGAAGAGUUAGUUGCAGAAACAGAAGAAAAUGAUGAAGAUGUAGCAUCAGCUACCAAUUUGGUUUAUGCUUGUGAUAUUUGUCCUGAUAAAAAAUUGAAAACAGAAGAGCAAGUAGAAGAACAUCUUAACAGUAAAUAUCAUAAACGACGCGAGAGAUAUUUGAUCAGACAAGGUGUGAUAGAAGGUGAAAUUGAGGAUAAUCAAAAGGACAAACCAAAAGAAGAUAAAGCAGAAAAAAGAAGAAGAAAGAGAAAAGAGUACAAGCAGAAAAAAUGGGCAAAGAAGAACAAGCUUGCUGCCGCGCAAAAGGAGGGCAAAACCAAGGAUGCUGAAACAGUUAAAGUGGAAAAGGAACAACAACAACCAUUGAAAGAAAAUACCAAGGAUGAUACAAACAAUAAACCCAUUGCAAAGGCGAAAGGGAAAGCCGCCUCCAAAAAGACCAGCAACGAUAAGCCCACAGUAAUGGACGACAAAAGAAAGGCAAUGCAAGAUGAUAUCAAGCCCAAGAAGGAAAACAAAAAGGUCGCCAAAAAGUCAAAGAAUUGA
Molecule: messenger RNA, 837 nt
Organism: Mycotypha africana
Lineage: Eukaryota; Fungi; Mucoromycota; Mucoromycetes; Mucorales; Mycotyphaceae
Exons: 1
Coding region: 1-837 (278 amino acids)
Source: RefSeq, a predicted model, not a curated record